AAGUACAUUGGGCCCUUUGUGCGAUUCUUCCCUAUUUGGUCAGAAUAUGGUUAUCUACAUUUCAAUGGUCAGUUAGGCCAUUUUCAAACUGUGCAAAACCAAAACCAUGUGAACCGUCGAUCUCGCUCCACUUGGAGCAUUUCAUUUUGUGAAGGACUACUGCUACACUCGAAGUGAAGGAGUACUGCUAAACUCGAGUGUAGCAGUUCAGGCAGUGAUCGGAGACCUUGGUAAACGAAUUUAUCUUCCUUUGGAUCUUCUCAGAAUUCGGGCCGUCUGAAAUGUUUUUUGGAAAUUGUUAACGGAUUUCUUUGAUCCAAAAGAGUGGAAAUGAUUACACCAAUAGGAGUAGCAUUUGCAGUGGGUUUUCUUGGAUGGGUUUAUCAAUCACUGAAACCUUCACCUCCAAAGAUAUGUGGAUCAGAAAAUGGCCCUCCAGUGACUUCACCUAGAGUAAUGCUCAAUGAUGGAAGGCAUUUGGCCUACAGAAUAUUUGGAGUUUCAAAUGAAGAGGCUGAAUACAAAAUCAUUAUGUGCCAUGGCUUCAAUAGCUCCAAAGAUAUGUACUUACCUGCCUCUCAAGAAUUUAUGGAUGAACUCAAGAUAUGUAUAGUAUUAUAUGACAGAGCUGGCUAUGGAGAGAGUGACCCGUAUCCAUCACGUUCGGUGAAGUCUGAAGCAUUUGAUAUUCAAGAAUUAGCAGACAAAUUGCACCUUGGCACAAAAUUUUAUGUAAUUGGAUGUUCAAUUGGAGCAUCGGGUAUUUGGAGCUGUCUGAAAUACAUUCCACAAAGACUUUUAGGAGCGUCCCUAGUGGUUCCCUUUGCGAAUUUCUGGUGGCCUUCAGUUCCUUCAGCUUUAUCACGACAGGCUUUUAGGAAGCUUCCUCAAUCUUACCAACGGACGUUUCAGAUUGCACAUUACACACCUUGGUUAUACCACUGGUGGAUUACACAAAAAUGGUUCCCAACAUUGGGAGCUGAUGGCAUGUUCAGUGAUUCAGAUCUAGAGAUAUUAAAGAGACUGUCCGGAGGCUUAAAUCAUAACCCGGAAAAAGUGGCGCAACAAGGUGAACAUGAAUCACUGAACCGAGACAUACUGGCUGUUUUGGGAAGAAAAUGGGAGUUUGAUCCCAUCAUCGACGUGAACAAUCCAUUCCCUGAUAACAAUGGCUCUGUUCAUAUUUGGCAAGGUUGCGAAGACCGUGUUGUUGCUCUUGAGUUUAAUCGUUUUAUAGCAGAGAAACUUCCAUGGAUUCAGUAUCAUGAAGUUCCUGAUGGUGGACAUCUAAUAAUUCAUGAUGUUGAAAAAUGCGAAGCUAUAAUAAGGGCACUUUUGGCCAGAUGAGUCCAUCCUUGUGGGGUGACACUGCCAUUGUGUACUGUACUGUUGUAUUUUAUUAGUUGCAUUAUAUCCCACGAUAAAUUUCCAUUCAGUAGUGCCAACAAACUGAUCCUCCAGAAGAUUGAUGUAUUCUGAAUUGCAAUUUAUUUUGCUGCUGCUGAUUGUAUCAUGUACCUGGACUGGGCUUAGAACAGCUUUGUUAAGGUGAUAGAUUAUAUUCAAAAUCAAUCUUUGACUUUUAUGCUUUUGAAAUAUAAA
This is a messenger RNA of Cucumis sativus (cucumber), 1602 nucleotides long. RefSeq lists its product as uncharacterized. The record is from RefSeq and is a predicted model, not a curated record. The transcript is spliced from 7 exons. NCBI's taxonomy places the organism in Eukaryota, Viridiplantae, Streptophyta, Magnoliopsida, Cucurbitales, Cucurbitaceae. The coding region runs from base 331 to 1347 and encodes 338 amino acids.